Nelumbo nucifera (sacred lotus) is the source of this 903-nucleotide messenger RNA. NCBI's taxonomy places the organism in Eukaryota, Viridiplantae, Streptophyta, Magnoliopsida, Proteales, Nelumbonaceae. The record is from RefSeq and is a predicted model, not a curated record.
UUAACCGACCUUUCUACUUUCCCAAGUGAUGGUUCAAAGGUGCACAUUGCAUAUCAGGGGGUACCGGGUGCAUUCAGUGAGGCAGCCGCUCUCAAAACAUAUCCUAAAUGUGAGGCUGUUCCUUGUGAUCAGCUCGAAGAUGCAUUCAAGGCAGUUGAACUAUGGCUGGUUGAUAAAGCAGUUCUUCCCAUUGAGAAUUCUCUGGGUGGAAGCAUCCAUCGUAAUUAUGAUUUGCUCCUCCGGCAUAGGCUGCACAUUGUGGAUGAGGUGCAGUUGGUUGUUGACCACUGCCUGUUGGGAUUGCCAGCUGUGAGAAAGGAGGACCUAAAACGUGUCUUAAGCCAUCCACAGACACUUGCUCAAUGUGAGAUUAACUUGAGCAAGUUGGGUGUUGUUAGAGAAAGUGUAGAUGAUACUGCAGGAGCUGCCCAGUUCAUAGCAUCAAGUGGCCUAAGAGAUGCUGGAUUUGUUGCAAGUGCUCGAGCUGCAGAAAUUUAUGGGUUUAACAUUCUUGCAGAAAGAUUCCAAGAUGAUUCCGACAAUAUUACUCGUUUUCUGAUACUUUCAAGGGAUCCUAUAAUUCCCAAAACUGACAGGCCCUUUAAGACAAGCAUUGUUUUCACCUUAGAAGAAGGCCCUGGGCUAAUGUUUAAAGCCUUGGCUGUUUUUUCUUUGAGGGGCAUAAAUUUAACAAAGAUUGAAAGCCAACCACAGAGAAAGCACCCACUGAGGGUUGUUGAUGACUCUAACAAUGGGAUUGCUAAGUAUUUUGAUUUUGAAGCUUCUAUGGCAGAACCUCGUGCACAAAAGGCUUUGGAGCAUCUACAGGUACAUGCUUUGUUUUCUAUUAUGAUGGGCCUUCUAACAUUCACCAUUUUGGGGAAUUAACAUGACAUUAACUGA